CUCUGUAGGGGGCGCUGUUUAUUUCGUCAACUUCCGAAGUGGGAGGAAGUUCGCCUGGUGUUCUAUGGUGUCUGUGCCGUAUCCUCAGCGCCCAUCGCGAUCAAAACACUGUCCCGUCUGCGCUGAGUGCCUGCGCUCUUCAGCAUGAACCGAAAGAGGAACCACUGCUAUAUGGAAACGGGCCCGUCCUCCGAGUCCCAGGCCGCCUUUAUGGACAACGCGGGGUCCUUCGGCCGAGACGAGGAGGAUUUGUCCGAGCUCGAACCCGACGAGCAGCUGGUGUGCUCGGUGACCGAAAUCACGGAGCACCUGGGCAGGAACAUCACGGUGGUGCUGGAGUCCGCGCUGUCCGAGAUACGCAAGCUGGUCAGCGUCCGGAUCAGAGUCCUGAAGAUGGAGCUCCGCGAGAAAACCGACGAGAUCGAGCUGCUCAAAGCCAAGCUGGAGUCGACGGAGAAGGACGGGAGGGGGUCUGGCUCCGGCAGCCUGGACUUCAGGAAAGCGGAGCAUCAACCGGGCCAGAAACACGGCGCCGACCCGAAGAAAGCCAAACCCGGCACGCCCGUGGUGAAGAAGGAGAACAUCAACGCGAUCUGCGACUAUCUGAUGAAGGACAAGAACCAGCGUGGCGCCGCUGAAGUGGAAAGCGACCACAGCAACCAGGCCUUUGGGUCCGAAGCGCAGCCGCACGCGUCUCUGAGCCUGUGGACGGAGAGCGGAGCCGCGGACGCCGACCCCGACGCGGACAUCUUCAGCAUGCUGCCGUCUGCCAGCAAACGCAUGUACGACUACGAAUGGAUGACAGGAGUCGAGCUCAACUCGGCUGAGUUUAAAGGUGACACUGAAACAAAAUGUGAAGAUGUUCCCGCUGUGGAUGAUGAGGAUGAAACUGAAGACUCUGAAGGAGGAAGAGGAAGUCUGAGGUCAGUGUCUGACCAUUUUCCCCUGGACGCUCAGGGCUCCCCGCGGGAAGAUAGGAGCAGCCCGGCGGAGGACAGCAUGGAUAGAAUGGAGCCAGGUCAGUUCUCCUCUCACACCUUCAUCUGCCCCUUCUGUGGAACCCUGUGCCCUGACUCCUCCUUCCUGGAGGAGCACAUCAAGCUGAUGCAUCACGAGGAGAGCACCCUGCAGUCGGCCCCGGGCGGUUCUUCCUCUCGCGGGGAGGGAGACUCGGGCGAGCCGGGCCGAGCCCUGGGAGGCACAGACAGACCCGUCGUCCGAGGCGCGCGGGAGAAGAAAGUGGAGGGCGGAUACGAGUGCGGCGACUGCGGCCGUCACUUCAACUACCUGGGCAACCUGCGUCAGCACCAGCGCAUCCACACGGGCGAGAAGCCCUUCGUCUGCCCCGAGUGCGGAGAGCGUUUCCGGCACGCCGAGCGCCUCAAGAGCCACCGCCUCAGCCACAGCGGGGCCCAGAGCCCCUUCCCCUGCCCGCAGUGCGGUAAGGGCUUCCCGGUGCUGUCCGGACUGAAACGGCACCAGCGCGUGCACACGGGAGAGAGUCCCUACGCCUGUCCACAGUGCGGACGCAGGUUUAAAGAGCUGGGCAACUUAUACACACACAUGCGCAUUCACAGCGGCGCCACGCCCUACUCUUGCUACCAGUGUGGGCGGAGCUUCAGGCACCUGGGCACAUACAAGAGCCAUCGCUGCAUGCCCGCUACGCAGUUAGCCAGCGGCCACAGUCCGGCGUGGGCUCAGGAAGACAAGGUGCAAACCGGGUAACGGCCGAGGGACAGAUGUGUACAGAAAAGAGGUCCGCUGCUUCCUCGACCGCUGGUUCAGGAUCCGUUUCGAGGGCCAGAAGAGGCGGUUCUGACAAUAAAACAACAUCAGGUUUCAUCGUAAAAAUACGAAACUGCGUGGAUAAGGACUUCUUUCUUAUUCAAGUUAGUUGACGUCAUCUUUAACGGUAACUUGCUGCUCGUUAAAUGGUCGUUUUUGGAAUAUUUUGCAAUAAUUUCUUCCAACGUCUAACAUGAAAGGCAUUUGAGUGUCCAUACACAGUAUUUCAAGACUGCACUAAAUAUCAUUUCACGUGUUUUAAUUGUCCUUUUUUUAUUAUUUAGAUUUUUUUUUUUGAAAAAAGUGAUUCUGACCACAGUGAAAUAUGCCUUAAAAAAACUAAUUCAACAAUAGUGAGACUUUAAGUUAUAUAAUUAUACAUUAAUAAUGAUUCAACACCACAUUCCCUCUACCACCCUUACAAAAAAAGUACCAUGGUUUGAAAUUGUAAUACUAUAUAUAUAUAUUAUAUAAUCAUUCAAAAUUUUAGGGUUGGUAAUUUUCUUAUUUGUUCAAAAAUACAGUUUAAAUGAUAAUAAUGUAUAAUAUUGUUACAAUUUAAAAUAAGUUUUCUAUUUGAAUACAUUUUGAAAUGUAAUUUAUUCAAGUGAUGGCAAUUUUACUCUAGUUUUCAGUGCCAGGUUAUCUUUCAUAAAUCAUCUAAUACGCUGAUUUGGUGCUUAAGAAUCAUUUCAUAUUGUCCGUUUUGAAAACAGCUGUGCUGUUAUACUUUUCUGAAAACAGUGAUGCAUGUUUUCAGGGUUCUUUAAUAUAUAUAUUUUUUUUAAACAUUGGAAAUGUUUUUUUUUUUUUUUUUUUUUUUUUUUUUUUAAACGCCUUAGAUCAACUAAAAUAAAACUAUUCAUAAAAAAAAAUAAUAAAAAAUAAAACAAAAAACUUUUGAUUGAUUGUCAAAGACGUCAGUCAAAAAUGGGUCAAAAAACAGGUCAAAUAUGCAAAUCAAAAACUUGACACGGCAUUGAUUUGAUGUAAAUUGAACGUCAAACAUAUUGACCUACAUACAUUAAACCAAAUCAGUAUGGGAUUAACUAUUUUACUUAUUUACCACUGAAUUUAAAAUGAUGCUACAGCAUCUUGAUCAAGUUAUAUUUUAUGUCAAAUUGAAGGUGCUGGCAUGGUGUGUGUCUAAAUCCAAAUCCAAUCUUUAGUGUCCAAUAAUGAAGUCUGAUCAUAAAUGUCUGUGAAAAUGUGUAAAACAAGAAAUAAUAUUUGAUAUAUUUACAAGAUGCAUUCUAAUAGCUAAGUGCUAUUAGGGUUGCUCAGCAUACAACUAAUGCAUCAGUUUUCAUUAUUAAAAUCAUGAUGCCGAAAUGAUUAAAUUGCACUGCUAUGUCAUUUUGAAAAGAUGCAUUUAAAGCAGCGCCGUUUUGAGCGCGCGAGUGCCACCGUGUGGAUGACACACGUUACUGCAUCGUCGGGACGGUAUGUGUGUUUUAAUUACGUGAUCGCACUGUUAACACCUUUUUUUAAUUUAUACUAGUGAAUUUGUUUAUAAAUAUGUCUACCUGUAUUUUAACGACUUAUACGUUUGGGGGAAGUACACCUUAACGAGAAUAAAGUGGAUUUAGAAAAGAUGCGUUAUUCAGAAAUGAACCUGCACGCGCUUGAUGGGGAAAGACCGUACGACGUUAAGACAUGCAAGCAAUCCAUAAGACUUUUUCUAUAGCGCUGGUCUCAAAAUAGCCUGAACAUUACCGAUUAAAUAGCACAGAAAAGGUACGAUUUGUCGUGUCCCGGUAAUGACGUUAAAUGAUCCGUAUAAGGCAAACUGUACUGAAAUAACUGAACUGUAACUAAUAAAUACUCUUAAGAUAUGACUCGAGUUGUAUUUGUAAGCGGUUGUUGACAUCAUGUCAUGCUAUUGAAGCACAUUAAAUAUAACACUUGUGUAUGAA
Messenger RNA from Puntigrus tetrazona (Sumatra barb), 3701 nucleotides. RefSeq names its product zinc finger protein 16 like (gene znf16l). The transcript is spliced from 3 exons. NCBI's taxonomy places the organism in Eukaryota, Metazoa, Chordata, Actinopteri, Cypriniformes, Cyprinidae. The coding region runs from base 145 to 1725 and encodes 526 amino acids. Gene Ontology annotation, biological process: regulation of transcription by RNA polymerase II. The record is from RefSeq and is a predicted model, not a curated record. Gene Ontology annotation, molecular function: RNA polymerase II cis-regulatory region sequence-specific DNA binding; DNA-binding transcription factor activity.